Bufo bufo (common toad) is the source of this 3170-nucleotide messenger RNA. RefSeq names its product zyg-11 family member B, cell cycle regulator (gene ZYG11B). Gene Ontology annotation, cellular component: Cul2-RING ubiquitin ligase complex. The record is from RefSeq and is a predicted model, not a curated record. The transcript is spliced from 14 exons. Bases 195 to 2396 code for a protein of 733 amino acids. NCBI's taxonomy places the organism in Eukaryota, Metazoa, Chordata, Amphibia, Anura, Bufonidae.
CCCGGGCCUCCCACCACCACCACUACUCCGGGCUGGAGGUUGUGACUUCCUUACGGGCCGAACUUCCAGAAGCUUGGGGCCGAGACGAGCCAGGCACCGGCAGACGACUUGGUCGGAGGUGCGGGGCCUUCCCGGGGGGCACCAGGCGGAAGAGCGAGGAGAACCGCAUCUGAUGAUCUGAUCCUGAAGUAAACAUGGAGGAGGCCACACCGAAGUCCUUGAUCGAUAUAGCGCUGCAUUACUUGAGCGCCAACCUUGAGAAAUUCUGCUGGAAGAGAUCAGACGGGACGUUCUAUUUAAAUGAUGCCGCCGUCUUCCCUCAGGAGGUGGCCGAUCAGCUGCUGCGCACCAUGGCCGUACAAAGACAGCUCAACGAGGUAACUGUAGGAAUUUUCCGCGGAAGCCAGUUGCGACUUAAGCGUGCAUGUAUCCGCAAGGCGAAGAUCUCUGCCGUGGCCUUCAGGAAGGCUUUCUGCCAUCACAAAUUAGUUGAAUUGGAUGCGACUGGGGUCAAUGCUGACAUAACUAUUACUGACAUUAUAACCGGGCUUAGUAGUAGUAAAUGGAUCCGGGACAACCUCCAGUGCCUGAUCCUAAACUCCCUGACCUUGUCCCUGGAGGAUCCAUAUGAACGAUGCUUCAGCUGCUUAUCUGGACUUCGCGCCCUGAGCAUCACAAAUGUACUAUUUUACAAUGAAGAUCUCGCAGAUGUGGCUUCUCUUCCCAGGUUGGAAAGUUUAGAUAUCUCCAACACAUCGGUGACCGACAUCUCCGCUCUACUGGACUGCAAGGACAGACUGAAAUCCCUCACAAUGCACCACCUAAAGUGUCUGAAGAUGACGACCACACAAAUAUUGGAAGUGAUCAAAGAACUCAGCCAGCUCAAUCACUUGGAUAUAUCUGAUGACAAGCAGUUCACAUCAGACAUAGCCUGUCGUCUGCUGGAGCAGAGGGAUAUCCUGCUCGGCCUCGUCUCAUUAGACAUCUCUGGCAGAAAGCAUGUGACGGAUAAAGCGGUGGAGGCCUUUAUCUUGCAACGGCCUCAAAUCCAGUUUGUUGGUCUUCUGGCCACGGAGGCUGGGUAUUCGGAGCUUCUUUCUGGAGAAGGCAAUGUGAAGGUUUCCGGUGAAGCAAAUCAGAUCCAGAUCGCAGAGGCACUCCGCAGAUACAGUGAGCGCUCCUUCUUUGUUCGUGAAGCCCUCUUUCACCUGUUUAGUCUGACACAUGCCAUGGAAAAAGCAAAUCCAGAGAUGUUGAAGUUAGUGGUAAUAGGCAUGAGGAACCACCCUACCAAUCUACCUGUGCAGCUUGCUGCCAGCGCUUGUGUUUUUAACUUGACCAAGCAGGACCUAGCAGCUGGAAUGCCUGUGAAACUUCUAGCCGAUGUAACUCACUUGCUGCUAAAAGCUAUGAAGAAUUUUCCAAACCAUCAGCAGUUGCAGAAGAACUGUCUGCUGUCCCUCUGCAGUGAUAGAAUAUUGCAGGACGUCCCAUUCAACAGGUUUGAUGCCGCAAAGCUUGUAAUGCAGUGGUUGUGCAAUCAUGAGGAUCAGAACAUGCAGAGGAUGGCAGUUGCUAUAAUCUCUAUUCUCGCUGCAAAGCUAUCAACUGAACAGACAGCACAGUUGGGAGCCGAGCUCUUCAUUGUGCGGCAACUUCUACAAAUUGUGCGACAAAAGACCAGCCAGAGUCUAGUGGACACCACCUUGAAAUUCACUCUCAGUGCUUUGUGGAACUUGACCGAUGAAUCGCCAACCACAUGUCGACAUUUUAUAGAAAACCAAGGUCUGGAACUCUUCAUGAAGGUCCUUGAGACCUUUCCAUCAGAGUCUUCCAUUCAGCAGAAGGUCUUGGGUUUGCUGAACAACAUAGCAGAGGUGAAGGAGCUGCACUCGGAGCUCAUGUGGAAGGAUUUUAUCAAUCAGAUCAGUAAGCUCCUGCACAGUGUGGAAGUGGAGGUCAGUUACUUCGCUGCUGGGAUCAUUGCACACCUUGUGUCCCGAACAGAAGAGACCUGGACCUUAAGCCCAAGCUUACGAGAUACAAUGCUGGAGCAACUUCAUUCUGCCAUACUCAGCUGGCCAACACCCGAAUGUGAAAUGGUAGCCUACAGGUCUUUUAAUCCGUUCUUCCCUCUCCUCGCCUGCUUCAGUACACCUGGCGUCCAGCUUUGGGCAGUCUGGGCCAUGCAACACGUCUGCAGCAAAAACCCUGUCCGAUACUGCAGCAUGCUGAUUGAAGAAGGAGGCUUGGAGAAACUGCACCGCAUCCGAGACCACACAAGUGCCAACCCAGAUGUACUGCAGAUUACAGUCGCCAUUUUAGACAACCUUGAUAGGCACCUUACACGGCACGGUAACACUUUUAGUCCAAGGCCAUCUUCCUCUACAAAAUGAGUCUGGAGUUGUCUUCUCCCGGGUUUGCCCAGUGUCGUCUGUAGUUUGAAAGUGUGCUGUGUGUGGGCUGUUUCUUUAAAUGUCCCACCGGAUGAGGCUUUUUCAUUAGGGAGCAGAGACUUUUGUAUUAAAACAGGAAUUCAGCAUUACCACUCAUAUAUUUUAUUUUAUUUUUUUGCAUGUGAGUGUGUUUAAAAAAAAAAGUAAAAAAAAAAAAAAAAAGGACUUUGUGUAAAAAUGAGUAUUGCAAAUGAUUGUUUUUCGUCUUGUGCUCUCGCUCCUGGUCAGGGAAGUUUUUGCUUUCAUGUUUUAAAAUACCGAUGCAACAAGUUUUCUAGAAUAUGGAAUUUACUGUUGACGCGAUUUGCCAUGUCACUACAAUCUUAACCCUUUGUGAGUUCUGCGAUGGCAAGGCACGUCCUUCUGCAGUCUCGAGAGAUUCUGGGCGGAAGUAAAGUCUUGUAAAUGAAAAGAUAUAUUUUUAGUUGGUAAAAAAAAAAAAAUGUAAAAUAUGAAGCUGCUGGAGACUUAACAGUGUAAAUAUGUUACAUGAGAUAUUAUCUUGUACAGAGAUGAGAUUUAAAUUCCAUUCAGUUGCAAUGAAAACAUGUGUAUAACACCAUGGAGGUUCACUUUAAGAAUUUUUUUUUUUAUCUAUGUAGGCCCAAAAUUCUGUUCUUAAUAAUUAUAUAUUUUUUUUUUAAUAGAGGUCUGACCUUUUCUCAUGUAGAGCUCCAUCUCCCAGAGUUAAAAGGGGUUCUCUGGGCUUUUAAU